This is a messenger RNA of Morone saxatilis (striped sea-bass), 1433 nucleotides long. Its product is annotated as gap junction alpha-8 protein-like. The transcript has a single exon. The record is from RefSeq and is a predicted model, not a curated record. Bases 61 to 1374 code for a protein of 437 amino acids. Gene Ontology annotation, cellular component: connexin complex. Lineage: Eukaryota; Metazoa; Chordata; Actinopteri; Moronidae. Gene Ontology annotation, biological process: cell communication.
CUAUCCCCCUCCCCUUGUCUGUCCUGCCUACCCCACCCUCCCUGUCUGUCUGCACCCUCCAUGUUCCUACCUACCCCACCCUUUAUUUUUCAGAGCUACGGACCGAUCAUGGGUGACUGGAGCUUUCUGGGUAAUAUUUUAGAGGAAGUUAACGAGCACUCUACGGUGAUCGGCCGGGUGUGGCUCACAGUGCUCUUCAUCUUUCGUAUCCUCAUCCUGGGCACGGCGGCGGAGUUUGUGUGGGGUGAUGAGCAGUCUGACUAUGUCUGCAACACGCAGCAGCCAGGUUGUGAGAAUGUGUGCUAUGAUGAGGCCUUCCCCAUCUCCCACAUCCGCCUGUGGGUGCUGCAGAUCAUCUUUGUGUCCACACCGUCUCUGGUGUACGUGGGUCACGCUGUGCACCAUGUCCACAUGGAGGAGAAACGCAAGGAGCGUGAGGAGGCUGAACUUAGCCGGCAGCAGGAGCUGAGUGAGGAGCGACUCCCUCUGGCACCUGACCAGGGAAGUGUCCGCACCACUAAGGAGACCAGCACAAAGGGAAGCAAGAAGUUCAGGCUGGAGGGCACCCUGCUGAGGACCUACAUCUGCCACAUCAUCUUCAAGACACUGUUUGAGGUGGGCUUCGUGGUGGGUCAGUACUUCCUGUACGGCUUCCGCAUUCUGCCGCUGUACAAAUGCAGCCGCUGGCCCUGCCCCAACACUGUGGACUGCUUUGUGUCUCGCCCCACAGAGAAGACCGUCUUCAUCAUCUUCAUGUUGGCUGUGGCCUGUGUCUCACUCUUCCUCAACUUUGUGGAGAUCAGUCACCUGGGCCUGAAGAAGAUUCGCUUUGUCUUUCGCAAGCCAGCCCCAGCCCCAGCCCAAGGCGAGGGCACGGCCCCCCUGCCGCCACAAAAGAGCCUGCCCUCCCUGGCUGUGCCCUCCCUGCAGAGAGUGAAAGGUUACAGGCUGCUGGAGGAGGAGAAAGCUCCCCCUAUAACUCACCUCUACCCGCUGGCUGAGGUGGGCAUGGAGGCUGGCAGAGGGGCCCCACCCUUCCAGGGCCUGGAGGAGAAAGCGGAGGAGGUGCUGCCCAUGGAGGACAUCUCUAAGGUGUAUGACGAGACUCUGCCCUCCUAUGCCCAAACCACUGAGACAGCGGGGGUGACAUUACAUGAGGAGGAGCCCGAGGAGGUGCAGCCGGCAGAGGUGGAAGCAGAGAAGGUGGAGCCGGUUGUGGAUGAGGAUGUGGAGGUAGAGGAGGUGGUGAAUGGGGAAGGGGUAACUCCAGCGGAGGCAGGGAUGGAGGCCACGGAUACGAUAGAAGACACCAGACCGCUGAGUCGACUGAGCAAAGCCAGCAGCAGGGCCAGGUCAGACGAUCUCACUGUAUGAACCUGUGAGAGAGAGAGAGCACAUGUACACCUGCACACACCAAAUGUUCAACAUAAGAG